GUGGUGGGAAGUAGGGUGGUUGAUGAACGUCACAACUUGGGCUUAUCUCCCCCCAGCCACAGGGAGCCCACAGCCCCGGGGUCACUCUCCAGCAGAACAGUCCAGUCCCAGUUACUGGGAGCAUGGCCUAGGGCUGGCAGCCCCACCGUGCACGGAGGCCGAAUUUCCCAAGAGACCUUGGAGACACCCGCAGCCCCCAUUUGCAGGGGAAGAUGAUUCCUGCCUGGCUUGGGAGGGUGCUGCUUGCUCUGGCUUUCACGUUGCCAGGGGCCCUUUGUGGAGAAGGGACUCCUGGCAGGCUGUCCAUGGCCCGAUGCAGCCUCUUCGGCGACAACUUUGUCAGCACCUUUGAUGAGAGCAUGUACAGCUUUGCGGGCAGCUGCAGUUACCUCCUGGCUGGAGACUGCCAGAAACACUCCUUCUCGCUCAUCGGGGACUUCCAAGAUGGCAAGAGAGUGAGCCUGUCGGUGUAUCUCGGGGAAUUUUUCGACAUCCAUCUGCUUGUCAAUGGCACUGUGCUGCAGGGGGCCCAAAGCGUCUCCAUGCCCUAUGCCUCCAAAGGGCUGUUUCUGGAGUCUGAGGCUGGGUAUUACAAGCUGUCCAGCGAGGCCUAUGGCUUUGUGGCCCGGAUUGACGGCGGCGGCAACUUUCAAGUCCUGCUGUCAGACAGAUACUUCAACAAGACCUGUGGACUGUGUGGCAACUUUAACAUCUUUGCUGAAGAUGACUUUCAGACUCAAGAAGGGACCUUGACCUCAGACCCCUACGACUUUGCCAACUCCUGGGCCCUGAGCAGUGGGGAACAGCGGUGCCAGCGGGCGUCCCCCCCAAGCAGCUCCUGCAACGUCUCCUCUGAAAUGCAGAAGGGCCUGUGGGAGCAGUGCCAGCUUCUGAAGAGUGCCUCGGUGUUCGCCCGCUGCCACCCCCUGGUGGACCCAGAGCCCUUCGUGGCGCUGUGUGAGACGAUGCUGUGCCCGUGCGCGCAGGGGCUGCAGUGCCCGUGCCCCGUGCUCCUGGAGUACGCCCGGGCCUGCGCCCAGAGGGGGAUGGUGCUGUACGGCUGGACGGACCACAGCGCGUGCCGACCGGCGUGCCCCGCGGGCAUGGAGUACAGGGAGUGUGUGUCCCCCUGCACCAGAACCUGCCGGAGCCCGCCCGUCAGCGAAGCGUGUCGGGAGCAGUGCGUGGACGGCUGCAGCUGCCCUGAGGGGCAGCUCCUUGAUGGCAGCCGCUGUGUGGAGAGCACCGAGUGUUCCUGCGUGCAUUCUGGGAAGCGGUACCCGCCAGGCGCCUCCUUCUCGCGAGACUGCAACACCUGCAUUUGCCGAAACAGCCUGUGGAUCUGCAGCAACGAGGAGUGUCCAGGGGAGUGUCUCGUCACAGGACAGUCCCACUUCAAGAGCUUUGAUAACAAGUACUUCACCUUCAGCGGGGUCUGCCAGUACCUGCUGGCCCGGGACUGCCAGGACCACUCCUUCUCUGUCAUCAUAGAUACCGUGCAGUGUGCCGAUGACCCCGACUCUGUCUGCACUCGCUCUGUCACUGUACGCCUGUCCAGCCCGCACAACAGCCUUGUGAAGCUGAAGCAUGGGGGAGGAGUCGCCGUGGACGGCCAGGACGUCCAGAUCCCCCUCCUGCAAGGUGGCCUCCGCAUUCAGCGCACAGUGACGGCCUCUGUGCACCUCGGCUAUGGGGAGGACCUGCAGAUAGACUGGGACGGCCGCGGGAGGCUGCUGGUGAAGCUGUCCCCAGUCUACGCGGGGAGGACCUGCGGCCUGUGCGGGAAUUACAACGGCAACCGGCGGGACGACUUCCUGACGCCCGCGGGCCUGGCGGAGCCGCUGGCCGAGCACUUCGGGAACUCCUGGAAGCUGCGCGGAGACUGCGAGGACCUGCGGAGGCAGCCCAGCGACCCGUGCAGCCUCAACCCGCGCCAGAGUACGUUCGCGGAGGAGGCCUGCGCCGUCCUGACGUCCCCCAAGUUCGAGGCCUGCCACAGCGCCGUGGGCCCGCUGCCCUACCUGCAGAACUGCCGCUACGACGUGUGCUCGUGCUCUGACGGAGGAGACUGCCUGUGCGACGCGGUGGCCAGCUACGCGGCGGCCUGCGCCCGGAGAGGCGUGCACAUCGCGUGGCGGGAGCCCGGCUUCUGUGCCCUGAGCUGCCCGCGGGGCCAGGUGUACCUGCAGUGCGGGGCCCCCUGCAACGCGACCUGCCGCUCCCUCUCUCACCCGGAUGACGAGUGCCACGAGGUCUGCCUUGAGGGCUGCUUCUGCCCCUCCGGGCUCUACCUGGAUGAGGCGGGGGACUGCGUGCCCAGGGCCCAGUGCCCCUGUUACUACGACGGUGAAAUCUUCCAGCCCGAAGACGUCUUCUCAGACCAUCACACCGUGUGCUACUGUGAGAAUGGCUUCAUGCACUGUUCCACCAGCGGAGCCCCGGGGAGCCUGCUGCCCGACACCGUCCUCGGCGGUCCCCUGUCCCACCGCAGCAAAAGGAGCCUGUUCUGCCGGCCCCCCAUGGUCAAGCUGGUGUGUCCCGCUGACAACCCGAGGGCGGAAGGGCUCGAGUGUGCCAAAACCUGCCAGAACUACGACCUGGAGUGUGUGAGCGCAGGCUGCGUGUCUGGCUGCCUCUGUCCCCCGGGCAUGGUCCGGCACGAGAACAGGUGUGUGGCCCUGGAAAGGUGUCCCUGCUUCCACCAGGGCAGAGAAUAUGCCCCCGGAGAGACGCUGAAGAUUGACUGCAACACUUGUGUCUGUCGGGACCGGAAGUGGAACUGCUCGGACCACAUGUGUGACGCCUCGUGCUCGGCCCUGGGCCUGGCUCACUACCUCACCUUCGAUGGGCUCAAGUACCUGUUCCCCGGGGAGUGCCAGUAUGUCCUGGUGCAGGAUCACUGUGGCGGUAACCCUGGGACCUUCCGGAUCCUGGUGGGGAAUGAGGGCUGCGGCUACCCCUCCCUGAAGUGCAGGAAGCGGGUCACCAUCCUGGUGGAAGGAGGGGAGAUCGAGCUGUUUGAUGGGGAGGUGAGUGUGAAGAGGCCCAUGAAAGAUGAGACGCACUUCGAAGUGGUGGAGUCCGGCCGGUACAUCACGGUCCUGCUGGGCAAGGCCAUCUCCGUGGUCUGGGACCGCCACCUGAGCGUCUCCGUGUUCCUGAAGCAGACUUACCAGGAGCAGGUGUGUGGCCUGUGUGGGACUUUCGACGGUGUCCAGAACAAUGACCUCACCAGCAGCAGCCUCCAGGUGGAGGAGGACCCCGUGGACUUCGGGAACUCCUGGAAAGUGAGCGCGCAGUGCGCUGACGCCAGGAAGGUGCCGCUGGACGCGUCCCCUGCCACCUGCCGCAGCAGCGUCCUAAAGCAGACGAUGGUGGACUCCUCCUGCAGGAUCCUCACCAGUGACAUUUUCCGGGACUGCAACAUGCUGGUGGACCCGGAGCCAUACCUGGACACCUGCAUCUAUGACACCUGCUCCUGUGAGUCCAUUGGGGACUGCGCCUGCUUCUGUGACACUGUUGCUGCCUACGCCCACGUGUGUGCCCAGCACGGCAGCGUGGUGGCCUGGAGGACGGCCACGUUGUGCCCCCAGAGCUGUGAGGAGAGGAACCUGCGGGAGGGCGGCUACGAGUGCGAAUGGCGCUACAACAGCUGUGUUUGUCGUGCAGGGAAAAUCUUGGAUGAGCUUUUGCAGACCUGCGUGGACCCCAAAGACUGCCCGGUGUGUGAGGUGGCCGGCCGGCGCUUAGCCCCGGGAAAGAAGAUCACCCUGAACCCCGGGGACCCUGACCACUGCCAGACUUGUCACUGUGAUGGUGUCAACCUCACCUGUGAAGCCUGCGGGGAGCUGGGGGGCCUGGAGGCACCCCCCACCGAAGGCCCGGCCAGCACCACCAGCUCGUACGUGGAGGACACCCCGGAGCCGCCCUUGCACAGCUUCCUGUGCAGCAGACUCCUGGACCUGGUCUUCCUGCUGGACGGCUCCAACAAGCUGUCCGAGGCCGACUUCGGGGUGCUGAAGGACUUCGUGGUAGGCAUGAUGGAGCGCCUGCACAUCUCCCAGAAGCGCAUCCGCGUGGCCGUGGUAGAGUACCACGACGGCUCCCACGCCUACAUCGCACUCCGGGACCGGAAGCGACCCUCGGAGCUGCGGCGCAUCGCCAGCCAGGUGAGGUACGCAGGCAGCACGGUGGCCUCCACCAGUGAGGUCCUGAAGUACACGCUCUUCCAGAUCUUCAGCAAGAUCGACCGGCCCGAAGCCUCCCGCGUGGUCCUGCUGCUCGUGGCCAGCCAGGAGCCCGCCAAGCUGUCCCGGAACUUUGCCCGCUACGUCCAGGGCCUGAAGAAGAAGAAGGUCUCCGUGGUCGCGGUGGGCAUCGGGCCCCACGCCAACCUGAAGCAGGUCCGCUUCAUCGAGAAGCAGGCCCCCGAGAACAAGGCCUUCGAGCUCGGUGGGGUGGGCGAGCUGGAGCAGCGGAGGGACGAGAUCAUCGGCUACCUCUGCGACCUUGCCCCCGAAGUGCCUGCCCCGACGCCGCACCCCCACGUGGCACAGGUCACCGUGGGCCCUGAGCUCCUGGGGGUUUCGACGGCGGGACCCCGGAGGUGCUCCGUGGUCCUGGAUGUGGUCUUCGUCCUGGAAGGGUCAGACAAGGUGGGCGAGGCCAACUUCAACAGGAGCACCGAGUUCGUGGCAGAGGUGGUUCGGCGGAUGGAUGUGGGCCGGGACAGCGUCCACAUCGCCGUGCUGCAGUACUCACACGCGGUGGCCGAGGAGUACUCCUUCAGCAAGGCGCAGUCCACGGGGGACGUCCUGCAGCGAGUGCAGGGGAUCCGCUACCAGGGCGGCAACGAGACCAACACUGGGCUGGCCCUGCAGUAUCUGACCGAGCACAGCUUCUCGGCCAGGGAGGGGGACCGGGAGCAGGCGCCUAACCUGGUCUACAUGGUCACAGGGAACCCUGCCUCGGACGAGAUCAGGCGGAUGCCAGGGGACAUCCAGGUGGUGCCCAUCGGAGUGGGCCCCAGCGUGGACAGGCAGGAACUGGAGAGGAUCGGCUGGCCCAACGCCCCCAUCUUCAUCCAGGACUUUGAGAUGCUCCCCCGAGAGGCUCCUGAUCUGGUGCUACAGAGGUGCUGCUCCGAAGAGAGGCCGCACCUCACCACCCUCUCCCCUGCCCCAGCCUGCAGCGAGCCCCUGGACGUGGUCCUCCUCCUUGACGGCUCCUCCAGCUCUCCAGCUUCCUACUUUGAUGAAAUGAAGACUUUCGCCAAGGAUUUCAUUUCAAAAGCCAAUAUAGGGCCUCAGCUCACCCAGGUGUCCGUGCUGCAGUACGGAAGCAUCACCACCGCUGACGUGCCGUGGAACGUGGCCCAGGCGACAGCCCACUUGCUGAGCCUCGUGGACCUCAUGCAGCGGGAGGGCGGCCCCAGCCAAAUCGGGGCUGCCUUGGCCUUUGCGGUGCGAUAUGUCACUUCCGAGGUCCAUGGUGCCAGGCCCGGCGCCUCCAAGGCGGUGGUGAUCCUGGUCACGGAGGCCUCCGUGGAUUCGGUUGAUGAAGCAGCCGCUGCCGCCAGAUCCAACCGAGUGGCAGUGUUCCCCAUUGGAAUUGGGGAUCGGUAUGACCCAGCCCAGCUGAGGACCUUGGCAGGCCCAGGGGCCAGCUCCAACGUGCUGAAGCUCCAGCGAAUCGAAGACCUCCCCAUCAUGGUCACCCUGGGCGACUCCUUCCACCACAAGCUGUGCUCUGAGUUCGUCAGAGUCUGCGUGGAUGAGGACGGGGGUGAGAGGAGGCCCGGGGACGUCUGGACCUUGCCGGAUCAGUGCCACACAGUGACCUGCCUGCCAGAUGGCCAGACCUUGCUGAAGAGCCAUCGGGUCAACUGUGACCAGGGGCCGCGGCCUUCCUGCCCCAAUAGCCAGUCCCCUAUCCGGGUGGAGGAGACCUGUGGCUGCCGCUGGACCUGCCCCUGUGUGUGCACUGGCAGCUCUACCCGGCACAUUGUGACCUUUGACGGACAGAAUUUCAAGCUGACUGGCAGCUGCUCGUAUGUCCUGUUUCACAGCAAGGAGCAGGACCUGGAGGUGGUUCUCCAUAGCGGUGCCUGCGGCACUGGGGCGAGGCAGGCCUGCGUGACAGCCAUUGAGGUGAAGCACGACGGCCUCUCCGUCCAGCUCCGCAGCGACAUGCAGGUGGAGGUGAAUGGGAGACUGGUCUCUGUCCCUUACACGGGUGGGAACCUGGAGGUCAGUAUCUAUGGUACCAUCAUGUAUGAGGUCAGAUUCAACCAUCUCGGCCACAUCUUCACCUUCACGCCCCAAAACAACGAGUUCCAGCUGCAGCUGAGCCCAAAGACCUUUGCCUCGAAGGUGUACGGUCUCUGUGGGAUCUGUGAUGAGAACGGGGCCAAUGACUUCAUGCUGAAGGAUGGCACGGUCACCACAGACUGGAGGACGCUGGUCCAGGAGUGGACGGUACAGCAGCCGGGGCAGACGUGCCAGUCGGUUCCCGAGGAGCAAUGUCCUGUACCUGGGGCCUCUCCCUGCCACGUCAUCCUCUCAGCACUGUUUGCCGAGUGCCACAAGGUCGUGGCUCCGGACACAUUUCAUGCCAUCUGCCAGCAAGAGAGUUGCCACCAGGAGAAAGUGUGCGAGGCAGUUGCCUCUUACGCCCACCUCUGUCGGACCAAGGGGGUGUGUGUUGACUGGAGGACCCCUGAGUUCUGCGCUGUGUCCUGCCCGCCGUCCCUGGUGUACAACCACUGUGAGUCCCGCUGCCCCCAGCACUGUGAGGGCAAUUCCAGCUCCUGCGGGGACCACCCCUCGGAAGGCUGCUUCUGCCCCCCGCACCAGGUGAUGCUGAAAGGUGGCUGUGUCCCCGAGGAGGCCUGCACCCAGUGUGUCGGUGACGAUGGAACCCGGCACCAGUUCCUAGAAACGUGGGUCCCGGACCACCAGCCCUGCCAGAUCUGCACGUGUCUCAGCGGGCGGAGGGUCAACUGCACGGCGCAGCCCUGCCCCACGGCCAGAGCUCCCGCGUGCGGCCCGUGUGAAGUGGCCCGUCUCCGCCAGGGCUCGCGCCAGUGCUGCCCCGAGUACGAGUGUGUGUGCGACCUGGUGACCUGUGACCUGCCCCUGGUGCCUCCCUGUGCCGAUGGCCUCCAGCUGACGCUGACCAAUCCCGGCGAGUGUAGACCCAACUUCACCUGUGCCUGCAGGAAGGAGGAGUGCCAGACGGGGCCCCCGCCCUCCUGUCCCCCGCACCGGACGCCGGCCCUUCGGAAGACCCAGUGCUGCGAGGAAUACGAGUGUGCUUGUAACUGCGUCAGCUCCACCGUGAGCUGCCCACGGGGCUACCUGGCCUCGGCCCUCACCAACGACUGCGGCUGCACCACGACCACCUGCCUCCCUGACAAGGUGUGCGUCCACCGAGGCACCGUCUACCCUGUGGGCCAGUUCUGGGAGGAGGGCUGUGACGUGUGCACCUGCACUGACCUGGAGGAUGCAGUGAUGGGUCUCCGUGUGGCCCAGUGCUCUCAGAAGCCCUGCGAAGACAGCUGCCAGCCGGGCUUCGAUUACAUCCUGCACGAAGGCGAGUGCUGCGGCAGGUGCCUGCCGUCUGCCUGCGAGGUGAUGAUCGGCUCACUGCGGCGAGACUACCAUUCUUCCUGGAAGAGCGUGGGCUCUCACUGGGUCUCCCCUGAGAACCCCUGCCUCAUCCACGAGUGCGUCCGAGUCAAGGAGGAGGUCUUUGUGCAGCAGAGGAACAUCUCCUGCCCCCAGCUGGCCAUCCCCACCUGCCCCCCCGGCUUCCAGCUGAGCUGCAAGGCCUCCGACUGCUGCCCCGCCUGUCGCUGUGAGCCCAUGGAGGCCUGCAUACUCAACGACACCAUCAUUGGGCCCGGGAAGAGUCUGAUGGUUGACGUGUGCACGACUUGCAGCUGCGCCGUCCAGGAGGGGGUCGUCUCCGGGUUCAAGCUGGAAUGCAGGAAGACGACCUGCGAGCCCUGCCCCCCGGGUUACAAGGAAGAGAAGCUGCAGGGGGAAUGCUGUGGGAGAUGUCUGCCUACGGCCUGCACCAUCCAGCUACGAGGGGGGCAGAUCCUGACACUGAAGCCCGGUGAGAAAUUGCAGGAUGGCUGUGACAGUCACUUCUGCAGGGCCAACGAGAGAGGACAGUACACCUGGGAGAAGAGGGUCAUGGGCUGCCUACCCUUUGAUGAACACAGAUGUCUGGCCGAGGGGGGGAAAAUCGUGAAAAUUCCAGGCACGUGUUGUGACACAUGCGAGGAGCCCGAGUGCAAGGACAUCGCCGCCAGGGUGCAGUACAUCAGGGUGGGGGACUGUCAGUCUGAAGAGGAAGUGGACAUUCACUACUGCCAGGGCAAGUGCGCCAGCAAAGCCAUAUACUCCAUCGAAGCGGAGGAUGUGCAGGACCACUGCUCUUGCUGCUCGCCCGCACGGAUGGAGCCCAAGCUAGUGCCCCUGCGCUGCACCAACGGCUCCAUCGUCCACCACGAGAUCCUCAACGCCAUGCAGUGCACGUGCUCCCCCAGGAAAUGCAGCAAGUGAGGCCCUGCCUCGCCCUGGACACCCGCCGCCAUCCGCCACGGCAACCACCAAUUGGCGCACGCGCGCUCUGCUCUCGUGCUCCCCCGCACCCCCACCUCGGGCCCACAAUAAAGGCCAAUCUCUCAUCUUGA
Molecule: messenger RNA, 8704 nt
Organism: Vicugna pacos (alpaca)
Lineage: Eukaryota; Metazoa; Chordata; Mammalia; Artiodactyla; Camelidae
Source: RefSeq, a predicted model, not a curated record